Raphanus sativus (radish) is the source of this 1627-nucleotide messenger RNA. RefSeq lists its product as uncharacterized. The coding region runs from base 232 to 573 and encodes 113 amino acids. NCBI's taxonomy places the organism in Eukaryota, Viridiplantae, Streptophyta, Magnoliopsida, Brassicales, Brassicaceae. The transcript is spliced from 3 exons. The record is from RefSeq and is a predicted model, not a curated record.
AACUUAAUUGCACACUUUCUCUCUCGGCAUGCGAUGAAAUUGACGAUGGUGAUGGUGAUAGCGAUGAGAUCCAGUGAAGACGGCGACGAGAUCGACGGCGACGAGAUCGAGACGACGGCGACGAGAUCGAGCCAGGGCAAUUAGAUCGAUUGUAUCCUCUCUCAUGAAGCAAACUGAGCGACUACGGCGACGAUCGACAUAACCAAUGACUCGUCGAUAGUUGGACUGGCGAUGCAGAUUCCAUAUUCAGGAGUUGUUGUUGGGAAGAGCAGAAUCAAGAGCACUCCUGGAACUGGUGAGGCUCUCUUGAGGGGUCAGAUCAAGAAUCUGUUGCAGAAGGUUGAAGAAGAAGAAGCACAUCUUAUUAAAAAGAUAUCAGUUGAAUCUCGUCCCUUCAUCCAUCUCGCUACUUCUCCCAUGGGACUCCUCGCUCCGACUCCGGCCAACACCCCCACAAGUUAUCGAUGGAGUACAGAUUGUGAUCACAUCUCCCGUUGUUUCAGGACAGCUCAGAGCAGCAGCAGCAUCAUCUCAGGUGGAGGAGAGGGAAAUGUUUGUGGAGAAAGACGAUAGCUUGGACAAGAGUCUUUUAAGGAAACCUGAUGGAACAUAUAUAUGGAGUGUUGUAGAUGCUGAAGAUGCUCAUAGAAGUUUUGAUGAAGGGGUUAAUUAAAGGUUUCAGGAAGCAAAGGAUCAGAUGGAGAAACGCGUUUCUUCUCGGUUCUAUAGUGACCACCAUUGUUGUUUUAAGAUUUCCUGCUCUUACAACAACUCCUGUCAUAGAACAACUGAACGCUUCUGAUGGGUUCAGUAGAGGAAAACUUGCAGACCAAGAAACUGAUACUAGUCUUCGGAGGAAAAGACGAAAAAGGAAGAAAAGAAAGAUAAAAGACGAGCUUAUUCUCCCUGAUCCUCCACCAGUACCACGACAUGUUCUUUCUUCCUCAGAGGAAGCUUUAGCUUUUGCAAAACUAGAGAUUCAGCAAGCCCCUGAAGUCGUCAAUGACACGGAACUGUUUGCUCCAGUGUUUCGCAACCUCUCUGUUUUCAAAAGGUACAGUUUCUAAAGGAACCGAGUACUUUCAAAAGGUACAGUUUCUACGGUCCGCUUCCACACAACGUAGCUCGUAAAAUGACUUACGUGCAACACAUGAAGUCAAACAAAUACUGUCUAUGUCCAAUGGGUUACGAAGUGAACAGUCCACGUAUCGUUGAGGCAAUAUACUACGAGUGCGUACCCGUUAUCAUCGCUGAUAACUUCGUCUUGCCGUUCAGCGAGUUGCUUGACUGGUCUGCGUUCUCAGUGGUUGUGCUGGAGAAGGAGAUUCCACGGCUUAAAGAGAUAAUAUUGGAGAUCCCGAUGAGGAGAUAUGCGAAAAUGCUGUUGAACGUGAAGAUGGUUCAGAGACAUUUAACACAAAAGAUUCGGCAGUUGUGGACAAAGCCUCACAUGUCUCAACUUUUCAUAUAGUUGUGUUUUGUUAUGGGACUGUUUACAUGGUUCCUAGUUCUGAUUCUUGUGCCAUUUUCACAUUUGGUGUUAUUUUUCAAUAACUAAAGUGUAAUUGGAAUAUUUUUGGACGAAGCCAAGCCGAUACAUACAAUAUACGAUAAGCGAAGGGAAAGA